AUGUCCGCAAGCUUAUCAAAACUUUCAAAAAAUUUAAUUACACCCGGAUUUGAAAAGUUUAGAGAGACAGAAAAAUAUUUUUCAUCUCAAGAUUUACCACUUGUUACCCGUAAGGGAGUCUACCCUUAUGAGUAUACAGAUAGUUGGGACAAGUUGGAAGAAACUGUUUUGCCUCAGAAAGAAGAUUUUUACAGUUCACUGUACGAAUCACAUAUAAAAGAUAAACAUUAUGAUCAUGCGAAGACUGUUUGGAAUCAUUUCAACUGUAAAACACUAGGGGAAUACUCCGAUCUUUAUUUAAAAAUUGAUGUACUACUGUUGGCUGAUGUGUUUGAAAAUUUCCGAGACCUCUGUUUAAGCACAUACCAUCUGGACCCAUCAUUUUACUUUACAGCUCCAGGUUUUAGUUUUGACUGUAUGUUGAAAUACACUUCAAUGAAGCUGGAAUUGUUGACAGAUUAUGAUAUGUUGUUAAUGUUUGAAAAAGGAAUUCGUGGUGGCUUGACUCAGGCGAGCAUGAGAUAUGCAAAGGCUAAUAAUGAAAAGACACCAGCUCAUGAUCCAGCACAACCGAAAUCAUGGCUUGUUUAUCAGGAUUGUAACAACUUGUACGGUUACGCAAUGUCACAUUACAUGCCAUACGGAGGUUUUAAGUGGGUUGAACCAAAACUAGAUGGGUUAAAUGAUUUAAACGAUAGUUCACCAAUCGGACGGAUGUAUGAGGUCGAUAUAUCAUAUCCAAAAGAACUUCAUGACAAACACAAUGACUUACCAUUCCUACCAAAAAAUGAUAUCCCACCUGGUUCAAAAGUUAAGAAACUUAUGGCGACUUUAGAAUCAAAGAAAAACUAUGUAAUCCAUUAUCUCAACCUACAGCAGGCCAUAGCCAACGGACUAGUAGUGGAAAAAGUUCACAGAGUUGUACAGUUUAAUCAGUCAGACUGGCUUAAAAAAUACAUAGAAUUAAACACCGAGAUGCGGAAAAAAGCAAGGAACGACUUCGAAAAGGACUUUUUUAAACUUUUAAACAACGCUGUCUUUGGGAAAACUAUGGAAAAUUUAAGACGGAGAAUUAAAAUGGAGCUGGUUUGUAGUGAAAAACGUUUGCAAAAACUUAUAAAUAAGUGUACGUUUAAACACUGUACUACAUACAGUGAAACUAUCAAUGCCAUUUCGUUGGAAAAUAAAAUCAUUGAUUUUUGCAAGCCUAUUUAUAUAGGUUUUGCAGUGUUGGAAAUUUCUAAGACCGUCAUGUAUGAUUAUCACUACAACGUUAUGCAAGCCCAUUAUGGGGAUAAAAUUGAGCUCAUGUAUACCGAUACAGAUUCACUGGUAUACUAUGUCCAGACCGAAGAUUUUUAUAAAGACCUUAAGAAUAAUUCCAAUUUACUUGAUCGAAUGGAUACAUCAGACUUGCCAUCAGAUCACCCUUGCUACAUUGCCGAACGAAAGAAGAUACCAGGACUCUUUUCCGAUGAAACCAACUCAGAGGUAAUGACACAUUUUUGUGCUCUCCGUGCAAAGUCUUAUACAUAUAAGAUCAAUGGGAAAGAGAAGAUCAGGGCAAAAGGAAUCCGUGGCCAUGUAGUGAAAAACCACAUGAACUUUAACGAUCAUUACCGUUGUCUGUUUGGAGAUGCAACCUUGGAAACUAUGACAGAAAAUGUAUCUAUACGUUCAUUCAAACAUCAAUUGAAGACCAUCAAGUCAAACAAAGUGACUUAUAAUAGUUUCGAUGACAAGAGGGUUAUACUCGAGGAUAAAAUACAUACUCUGGCUCACGGUCACUACUCCAUAGAGUGA
Macrosiphum euphorbiae (potato aphid) is the source of this 1803-nucleotide messenger RNA. The record is from the annotation of a GenBank genome assembly. Lineage: Eukaryota; Metazoa; Arthropoda; Insecta; Hemiptera; Aphididae.